GCACCUUAACGGCUGAUAAUAAUCAGUUGUUAAUUGUCUCUAUUAGAAGACGUUCGGGUACAAGCAGCAGUAAAAAUGAAGGUAAUCAUCGCAACUUUCCUUCUGGCCUACACCACCAUGUGCUUGGCCGAACCUCCAGCACCUGCAGCAUCCGGCCCUUACCAGCCAAGGGGAUGGCGUCCAUCAGGUCCUGCCUUCAACUUGCCUGCCCGACAAACCAACGCAUCCCCGAUCCCACAGGAAUACGGACCACCACAAACUACAACGUCGGAACCUGAAACUACUACUUUGCCUCCAGAAAAUGAACUGUCCAAGUUGGAGUCAGAGGCUGAAAUGAUUGAGCUACCAGAACCGAAAAAGCAGCAACCUGUUCAACCCAACCCAAGUCAAACCUACGUGGUAGUACCUCAACCCCAACAACUAGUCUACUACACUCCUGCAAGGCUGGUUUACCAACAAGCCCAACCAGCUAAACUGACUCAACCCAGUGGACCAAAACUUGUUCCCGUUCAAGCCAUUCCAGCGCUUUCUAAGAUCGUUGAUCAAGCACCGGUUGUUCAACUUCAGGAAAUUCAGGCUGUACCGGUUGUUAGUUAUGCUUCGUCUUACACUCAGUCGCAGGUUGUCACGCCUUAUAGUUCCUCGUAUGUACAAGUUUUGCAGUAAACUAUUGUGUUGUGAUGUUAGAUUCUGAGUACUCUUUCUUCCUCCUAUGACUGGGUGAUUACGAAACUGUUCUAGUUAUCCAAAAAAAUAUACUAAAUCGCUUCAAAUUAUAGCUGCCACAUACUUUUCGU
Messenger RNA from Acanthoscelides obtectus, 797 nucleotides. Lineage: Eukaryota; Metazoa; Arthropoda; Insecta; Coleoptera; Chrysomelidae. The record is from the annotation of a GenBank genome assembly.